Messenger RNA from Brenthis ino (lesser marbled fritillary), 2316 nucleotides. NCBI's taxonomy places the organism in Eukaryota, Metazoa, Arthropoda, Insecta, Lepidoptera, Nymphalidae. The record is from the annotation of a GenBank genome assembly.
AUGAGUGGGGACGCCGAGUACAUCACCACUAAUUACAACAUGCGUAACAACGUCAAGCCGUCCUUCUGGGCGCAAAGGACUCGGAUGGAGAAGAGAUUGCUACUGGCCGUGGGGGUGCUGUCUGUGAUCGCCGUCGCCUUUCUGGCUGCUUUCCUCGCCACCGUACUCGUGAAAACUUCAGCUGACAUUAAUGACAUGCCCCAGACUAGCGAACUAAGACUUUCUCCGUCCAUGCCGCCAGCAGUCAUCUCCAAGAACGAGUAUGACUCCAAAAUAUGCAACCUGCCUGGAUGUAUCCAUACAGCAUCGAAAUUGCUGAUGAAUAUGGAUGAGAAAGUUGAUCCCUGCGAUGACUUCUACGAUUUUGCUUGUGGUUCGUUCCUGAAGAACACGCGGAUACCCGACGACAAAACGUCGGUUAAUACUUUCUCCAUCAUCACAGACCAAUUACAGGAGCAAAUUCGUGCAUUGUUAGACGAACCAAUUGCUGAAAAUGAACCUCGUCCCUUUGCUCUGGCGAAGACAUUAUACCAAGCCUGUAUGAAUAGAACUGCUAUCGAAAGUCGUGGAGUUCGACCACUGCUCGACAUGCUGGAGCGCUUGGGCGGCUGGCCAGUGUUGCAAGGGAAUUCAUGGGAUGAGAGCUCCUUUUCCUGGGUAGAAUCCGUGUAUCGAUUCCGCCAAGCAGGUUAUUCUGUGGACUACUUCCUCGACUUCUCUAUUAGCGUCGAUGUAAAAAAUUCUACCAAACGAAUCAUAGAUUUGGACCAAGCAUCACUGGGGUUAAGUCGUGAAUAUUUAAACCGUGGAUUUAGCGACAAGCUAGUACUUGCCUAUUACGAUUACAUGGUAGACAUCGCCACUCUCCUCGGAGCUGAUCGUGCUCGAGCUGAAGUGGAACUCAAAGAUUCUCUCCAAUUCGAAAUGAAACUUGCCAAUAUUUCCUUGCCAUUAGAAAAACGUCGUAAUGCGACUAGCUUGUACAACCCUAUGACAAUUGGCGAACUGCAACAAAAAUUCCCAAGAAUUCCAUGGCUCACUUACAUCAACCGUUUAUUGUCGCCUCAUGUACAAAUUGGACUUGACGAAAUAGCGAUUGUUAAUGUGCCUAAAUACAUCAGUGAUCUCGAGGAUCUUCUAGAGAAAACCCCAAAACGUGUUCAAGCAAAUUAUGUAAUGUGGCGUGUAGCGGGCGCGUCUAUUUCUUAUUUGACUGACGACUUGCGAAGACGUCAACUGGCCUAUGUGACUGCGCUUUCCGGAAAGACAGAGCGCGAGAGCCGUUGGAAAGAAUGUGCUGAUACUACUAGUGUCAGCAUGUCAAUCGCCGUUGGUGCACUAUACAUCAGAAAAUAUUUCAACGAAAAUUCUAAAGCAAAUGCCUUGGAAAUGGUUAAUGAUAUAAGGCAACAAUUCCGUAAAACAUUAACUGAAGUAGAUUGGAUGGAUGAACAUACUCGUAAAGAAGCUUUAGAGAAGGCUGAUGCAAUGGCCUCUCACAUCGCUUACCCUAAUGAAAUGCUUGACGACGACAAACUAACCGAAUUUUAUGCUGACCUGGAGAUGUCAUCUGACAAACUGAUGGAAUCCGUUCUAAAUCUUACUCUAUUCGGGACAGAGUAUCUCUUUGGCAAGCUCCGGGAGCCCGUCAACAAAACUGACUGGGUCACUCACGGUAGACCAGCAAUUGUCAACGCUUUCUACUCCUCUAUUGAAAAUAGCAUACAGUUUCCUGCUGGUAUCCUACAAGGCGCCUUCUUUUCGGCUAAACGUCCAGCUUACAUGAAUUAUGGUGCCAUCGGCUUCGUAAUUGGGCAUGAAAUUACACACGGAUUCGACGAUCAGGGUCGCCAAUUCGACAAAAAUGGUAAUUUAGUUGACUGGUGGCAAGAGAUGACUAAGCAAAAAUACCUGGAAAAAGCAAAAUGUAUAAUUGAUCAGUAUUCAAACUAUACAGUUAAAGAAGUCAACAUGAAGCUCAACGGAGUGAACACACAAGGUGAAAAUAUAGCUGACAACGGCGGUAUCAAAGAAGCGUACUACGCAUAUCAAGCUUGGACUCAACGGCACGGCGAGGAAGCACGACUUCCGGGGCUUGAAAAAUACAGUCCAAGACAGCUUUUCUGGAUGAGUGCUGCUAACACCUGGUGUUCGGUGUAUCGCAAUGAAGCUAUCAAGCUCCGCAUCACUACCGGCUUCCACGCGCCUGGACGUUUCCGCGUCGUAGGACCGAUGUCUAACAUGGAGGAAUUCGCGUCGGACUUCAAAUGUCCGCUCGGUUCUCCAAUGAACCCUGUCAAAAAAUGUAAAGUGUGG